Molecule: messenger RNA, 2409 nt
Organism: Paramecium pentaurelia
Lineage: Eukaryota; Ciliophora; Oligohymenophorea; Peniculida; Parameciidae
Source: the annotation of a GenBank genome assembly
AUGAACCCAUACUUUGAAAUUGCAUCACUAUUCUUACCUGCAAAAUUUACAAAUUACAUUUCUAUUACAAAGUCAGCAUAUGAAAUUUAUAAUAUUGCUUCAUCUAAAUUUCGGCCUGAAUUUGCAUCAGUUAAAAAUGCUGAAAAUUAUUAAACUAAUGAUCCUACUUUAUACUCACAAUUAUUUUAAGGAUCAUUUAAUUUAGAAACUAUCAAACGAAAAUCAAUAUCAUUAAAUCAAUCUUGUUUAAAGGAUAUUUAAGAUUUCUUAUCUAAUUAUCAUUUCCCUCAAUAACUAAAUAUAAUAAAAAUAUGUAAAGAAUUCUAUUCAGAAAAAUUUGGAUGUUGCAUUAUAAAUUUAAAAAUGAUUUCAAACAAUUUGAUUAAUUAUCUAUAAAAUGAAGAUAUAAAAUAAUUCAAUGUUGAACAUUUAAAUUAAUCUAUUGAUGAACUUUCUUUGUUAUUUAUUGAAUAUAUUAAGGGAUAAUUUAAUUAGGAAUCUAUUAUUGAAGAGUUUUGUGAAAAUUUUGAAGAUAUAUCUACAACAGUGUAUGAAUACAUAAUUCAAGCUGCCAAAAAAAAAAAUAAAGAAAUUUAUAAUAGAUUAAUCAAAUAAAUUAAAUAAUUUUACAAAUAAGAAUUAAAUAAUUUAAUUUUAGAUGAAACUUGUACAAUAAUUAAGGAAAAUAAAAUACCUUUAUUUUAAGUUAAGAAUCUAAUACAUAAUUUUUUAAUACAAAAUCAUAAAUAUUUACAUGAUGAAUUACAAAAUUUUUAUAAUUUUUAAUUAUCUAAUGUUGUGAUAUCAAGAUAUGCUUAAAAAAUACUCGAUCAUUAAUUAUUUAAAAUAAGAUCUUCUCUUCAAAUCUUCAUGAGACAUGAAAAAGUAUAUGAAGAAGUAUAAUUAAAAUCUUAAUAGUUAUUUUAUUAAUAUUUUUAGAAAAAGGAGUUCCUCUUAAUUAAAGAAAAAGAAUUUGCUUCCUAAUUAUUUUACUUAUUAUUAUAAGUUGAUGUAGAAUCAAAAGAAAUAUUAUAUAUAUUAGAUAUACUAUCUUAAUAUACUGAAAUUACAAAAAUAGAUUCUUAAUAAGAUGUUACAUAAACUUUAAUUAAAUUGAGAAAUACUUAUAAAUAAGAAAUAGAAUAGGCUAAUCAAUUUUGGAAAAAUGUUAUCACAGAAUAAUAAAAUUUAUCUUUAAUUUUUGAUUUAUUCAUUCUUUUAAAUGGUACUCAUUUUGUGAAUGAUUAAUUACUUAUUUCAUAAUACUAAUCAGUAAAAAAAAAUAUAUUAAUGAAUAUAAUUAAUCUAAUGAAAGAAGGAUUUUAUGGAUAUUUUAAUUGUCGUCUAAUUAAUAAUUUUGAAAACAUAAUAGGAGAUAUUAGGAAUUAAAUAAUUAAAUAAUUAGAAAAAUAAAAUUAAGAAAUAAAGCUAUAUGUAAAAAUUCAAGAACAUCACAUUUGCAUAUAACUUUAUGAUAAAGAUGUUUCUUAAUAAUUUAGUUAGGAAUAAUUUUAUAAAAGAAAUUAGAUUUAUCAUAUGAUAAAUAUUUCAUAAACUGAAAAUUAAAUAAACUAAAUAAAGAUUUUAUUGAGUGAGAUACAAAAAGAUUAUUUAAGGAAUAUUACUAUUCCAGAUAGAAUGUAAUUCGAAAAACGCUCUCCUGAUUUGAUGCAAUCAUCUGUAAUUACUCUAUUCAUUUCAGGGUUUACAGAUUCAGCGGUAUAGAAUAGUAUAUUAGAAGGAUUAAAAGACUAAAACCUUAUAGUAUUGAAUUGGAAUAAUCCAAAAGAAGAAAAUAAUGUAAAAGAGAAAUUGAUGGAGGCAGUUAAAUAAAUGAUAUUAAAAUCUCCAUUGGAAGCAGUUGUAAGUGGAUUAAAAGCCUUUACUAGUGCCCCAUUUGAAUAAUCUUAAUAAGAAGCUAAACAUGUUGGAAGAUAUUUGGCACAUUUAUUAAUUGAUAAAAAGAUUUUUGGUGAUUAUUAAAUAAACAUUAUUGCUCAUUCAGUAGGUUCUACUGUUAUGUAUGAAAUGAUGAAAGAACUAGAUAAUAUCUCUAAUAAUACACAUACUAUAAAUAAUAUAUUGAUAUUAGGAGGAAUAGUUGACACUAGAAAACUUCAAAAAAGGAGAUGGAAUUGUGUUUAAGGUAGGAUAUGUAAUGUGUUUAGCAAAAAUGAUUUGGUAAUAAAAUUGAUGUACAAUUCAUUUAGAUUAUUAGAUUAAUUUUGUGGUAAUUUAAUAAUAAUAUUAUUUUAUUUAGGAUUAAAUGAAGUGAAAUAAGGAUACAGAAAAGUUGAGAAUUAUAAUAUGAGCAAUUUAAUUAAAGGACAUAAUGAUUAUGGAGUUCACAUAUAGUAAAUCUUAAUUCAAACAGACUUUUUAUAAUAUUUAAGAUUUUUAUAUGAAUGA